AGGAGGAAGUAAUUUUUUUGCGCACUCGGAGGGAAAGAAUUGAGCAGUGCUUCGCAAGGAAUGUACGUAGGACAAUGUCGGCGUGCUUCUGUGUGUCACUUCUGAUCAUCUUCUUCUGCUGCCUGUGCUGCUCUGGGCAGGUCCGCGCAACGUUAGAGGGUCCCACGGGCAGUGUGUGCACUCGGCAGGAGACUUACCUUGCGAGCUACCAGAUAGAAGAGCGAAGAAGAAGACAGCCUGCUACUGAUGUGUGGACGUAUGUCAGCGAGAUAUUUACUAACAGGCAUGGAAAAGUCCGCAGAGGUAUUCAGACCCUGUACGAGACACGCUACGAAACAAUCGAGGAAUGUUGCCAAGGAUGGGUCCCCGUGGGGAAUAUCUGCACAGCUACAUGUGCUGAUCCCUGUGGUGACCACGGCAGCUGUACUGCACCUGACACCUGUGCAUGUGAAAUAGGAUAUACCGGCAGACUCUGUGACGAAGAUAUUGACGAAUGCGAGUCUCGGAACGGCGACUGUGACCAACACUGCAUCAACACCGUGGGUUCGUACCGCUGCAGCUGUGACGAUGGCUACAAUCUUCUCAAUGGGAGAGAGUGCAAAGAGGUUGUGUGCAGGAUGCCUGUGGACCUUGUUUUCCUGCUGGACGGAUCGGGGAGCAUCACGGCGCCAAACUUCGAGAUAACCAAAAAUUUCGUCCAGAACACAACGAGCGACUUCCAAAUCGGUCCUGCCAACACCCUAGUGGCUGUAGUUCAGUACCAAUCUUCGCCACACGACGAAUUUCCUUUGAACCGAUACACAACAUUGGAUGAGCUUCUACCUGCCAUUAGAAAUAUAUCUUACCGAAGUGGUGGCACUCAGACUGGGUUGGCCAUAGACUAUGUCCUUGACAGCAGUUUGACGGAAUACAAUGGAGCCCGCCCGGGUGUGCCGAAGGUUGUGAUAGUGGUAACAGACGGACAUUCAGGUGACAGUGUUGUGGCGCCAUCUCAAAGAGCACAUCAGAGUGAGAUCAUCAUGGUGGCCAUUGGUGUCGGGUCAGGCUACAAUAUACAUGAGUUAAAGGAAAUCGCCACAUCGAAUGUCACCCUCGGUACGGUGUCAGACUUCGCGCUGCUGGAGAAACUGAAGGACGACAUUCUCCCCACAGUCUGCGAACAGAUCCCGGAUGUUGAUGAGUGUGAUCAGCCAGACAGAGGCGGCUGUGAGCAGAAGUGUCACAACCUGCACGGCUCGUACUACUGCACAUGUGACGACGGCUACACACUGGCUGAAGACAGGCAUUCCUGUGAUGACAUUGACGAAUGCCCGGCCCCAGGCUGCCACGUCUGCAUGAACGUUCCCGGGUCCUACCGCUGUACCUGCCCGCAGCGGCACAGGCUGGUCAACGGCAAGGAUUGCAGAGAUGAAGACCUUUACCCGUACGGUGAGGAGGUGGGGAGGGGUCCGGUGGAAUGGGACUACAGAACCUGCCUGAAGAGAGAGCUUCCAGCUGAGGGCUUCCGCUUCUUUGACCAGCGACACCACAAUAUACAUGUAUGCCACAAUGGGAUAGUCGCAUUUACCAAGAUCCAGCCGCCAGUUUGGCCGACCAAGCUCAGAGACAGGGAGUGGUGGAAGACCCCAGUCAUAGCGCCAUUUCUAGCCAAGUCUCGUCCUUACGUCUCGCGAGACCUUCACGAGAGCAGACGUACCAAGAUAUACUUCGAGAUCUACGAAAAAGGCGAUGGAAAUCCAAACACUACAGCCAUCCUCGAUAAAGCCCGGGUCCAUGGGAGAUCUGCACCGAAGUUUUAUAAUCCAGACUAUGAGCCGGUGUGGGUUCUUGUGACCACCUGGACCAACAUCGCUCCAGACUGCAGCACGUUCGUGAAGAGUCAAUGUCCGGUGGACAAGAACAAACUACCUUUAAACCGGUUUCAACUCGCCCUGUCAACAGACGGAAAGUAUUCGUAUGCAACCUUCAUCUACCCAGCAAAGACCAUCGAAUGGGCAUCUCCAGACGAACUUCAGACAUUCUCGAAAGAGUUCCCGACGGCCAUCGCAGUGGCAGGCUACAGCGCAGGAGACGGGAGUAACGUGGCGAAACCUCACGCCGUGAACCUGGACGAGAGCGGGACCAUGAAGAUGAAGAAGCUGGGAGAAGCCGGAAAUGGAGGGGUGUGGUCAUUCGCAUUGCAGCUUCAAACCGGCGACACGGUACCCGACCCGCACACCGUAAGGUGUUCUGAGUGGCUCCGCGAUCAGGAAGUCCCAGACCCCGCUAGGUUGCCGGGGUAUCACGCCCUGCCCGGACCCUACUCCUGCCCGUGCACUGCUGAACAAGCACACUACGAUAGCACGUACAAAGACUUUCGGCCGGUCCCUUGGAGAACGGAGAGAAGGUGUGUGGACAGCAGGAGGAGGAUACAUUCUUUCGUGGACUCCAAACGCUACAAGCUGCGGCGUUCCUGCUGUUACAGCCACUCCUAUUGGCGGAGCGAGUGGAGAGGAGGGUGGUUCCGCUGGAGGAUCAUGGGAGGGAGCCUUCUGACUGGUCACCAGGGUGGACAUCUAUAUAUGGGCGAUACAAACACCGUCGAUGAAGAGGCGUACCAGCAGUGCUGUGUGAAGUCUGCAGGAGUACGUAACGGCUGGUACUGUGGCAGGUUCGCUCAGCUGCGACCCUUGUCUGCGCCUACAGCUCACGGAAACCCCUGCAAGAACUACCCAGUAAAUAUAGGAUGGAUCCGAGCCUGGGGAGACCCACACAUCACGACUCUGGACGGCACACAGUACACCUUUAACGGCCUGGGGGAGUACGUGCUACUGGACAUAGACAGUGGAGAGUACCAGUUGCAAGCCAGGACCUCCCAAGUACAAGAUAGUUUAGGAGCAACAGUGUUCUCGGCACUUGUCGUCCAACAGCGCAAUCACUCUGCAAUCCAGCUGGAACUUGUGGGGACUUCAGAUAUGCAACUGUACAUCAACAGGUCUGCGACAGAGAUGAGCCUCUUCGAGCUUGAAGAUUAUGAGCUGGACGUUGACGACAACACGGUCAUCACGAGGACGGGAAACAACUCCUUACUGCUUGUGUUUGUCAGUGGGAUAUCCGUGACAGUAACGGCUGAAAAGGGAAUGCUGUUCUUUGAGUUCACUCUGCCACCAGAGUUCUUGCAUAAGACCAGAGGCCUGCUGGGACGGUGGGACGGGGAUUAGUCCAACGACUUUGAGUCCUUCGAUGGGACUGUCCUACCGGCAGACGCUUCGGAAAGGGACGUCUACGAGUUCGGCAUCUCAUGGCAAGUUACAGAGGAGGACGGUCCGAAGACAUCCCUGUUCUACUACAAGCCCGGCGAGGGAGUGGAGACGUUCAGGAACGACUCGUUCCUGCCGAUAUUUACAGAUGAGGUCAUCUUCAGCGACCCAGACCUGCAGGAAAGGGCCCUGGCUGUCUGCGGUAACGUCACUUCCUGUCUCUAUGACGUCAGCAUGACGAAUGACAUCGAAGUAGGAGAGGUGUCGGUUAGGAUCAGCGACAGCCACAGAGAGGCGGUAGAAAGUAGAGACAAGUUUCCUCCAAGUAUAGAAGGUCCGGAAUCUCUCCACUUGACGAUUGGGGAACUCCUUCGGGUGACCUUGACAGCAAAUGACUCCAGAGGCCUCAACACAACACUUGACCUUGAAGGAGCACCUGCGG
Messenger RNA from Branchiostoma belcheri (Belcher's lancelet), 3681 nucleotides. RefSeq names its product mucin-like protein. NCBI's taxonomy places the organism in Eukaryota, Metazoa, Chordata, Leptocardii, Amphioxiformes, Branchiostomatidae. Gene Ontology annotation, molecular function: calcium ion binding. The coding region runs from base 75 to 3200 and encodes 1041 amino acids. Gene Ontology annotation, biological process: cell-matrix adhesion. The transcript is spliced from 22 exons. The record is from RefSeq and is a predicted model, not a curated record.